AUGGGAGACGCUGUGGUUGGGAUCAUUGGCAUGGGCGACAUGGGCAAGAUGUACGCCAGGAGGAUCAGUGAUGCUGGAUGGAAAGUCCACGCCUGCGACGUGCCAGACAAGUUUGAUUCACUAACGGCCGAGUUCGCCGACAGAAAAAAUGUCAGCAUCCUUGAAAAUGGCCACCUCGUCUCACGCAGCAGUGACUGGAUCAUGUACUCAGUCGAAGCCAAGAACAUCGACGCCGUCGUAGCCAAGUUCGGUCCCUCCACCAAGAUGGGUGCAAUAGUAGGCGGUCAAACAUCCACCAAAGCCCCAGAAAUCGCCGCCUUUGAAAAACACCUCCCCAAAGACGUCGAAAUCGUCUCCUGCCACUCCCUCCACGGCCCCGGCGUCAACCCCAAAGGCCAACCCCUCGUCAUCAUCGACCACCGCGCCUCUCCCCAAUCCGUCGCCCUCGUCUCCCGCAUCCUCUCCUGCUUCGAAUCCACCUUCGUGCCCCUCUCCGCCGAAAAACACGACCGCAUCACCGCCGACACCCAAGCCGUCACGCACGCCGCCUUCCUCUCCAUGGGCACCGCCUGGCACGCCAACAACCAAUUCCCCUGGGAACUCCCGCGCUACAUCGGCGGCAUCGAAAACGUCAAAAUCAACCUCAUGAUGCGCAUCUACUCGAACAAAUGGCACGUCUACGCGGGGCUCGCGAUCCUCAACCCGGCCGCCAAAGCCCAGAUCCGCCAGUACGCCGAGUCCGUCACGGAGCUCUUCAAACUCAUGCUCGCGGGCCAGCGGGACGAACUCACGCGCCGGAUCUACGCCGCCAAAGCGGCCGUCUUCGGCGCUGGCACCCGCCGCAAGGACGAGGAACUCCUCCUCCAGGACGACCUCCUCGAUCGGUUCUCCCUCGGCACGAAACCCCUCCACCGCGUCAAGAACAACCACCUCUCCCUCCUCGCCAUGGUCGACUGCUGGCACCGCCUGCACAUCAUCCCCUACGACCACAUGAUCUGCUCGACCCCUUUAUUCCGCCUCUGGCUCGGCAUCACCGAGUACCUCUACCGCAACGACGAACUCCUGAACGAAUGCAUCGACACGGCGAUCGAGGACACGAGUUUCCGCGCGGAUGAUUUGGAGUUUACGUUUGCGGCGCGGGAUUGGAGUGAAAGGGUCCGCUUGGGGAAUAUGGAGGCUUAUCGCGAGAAGUUUGAGAAGGUGCAGGGGUAUUUUGAGGGGAGGUUUGAGGAGGCCGGGAGGGUGGGGAAUGAGAUGAUUCGGACUAUUGAGGAGGGGUUGAGGGAGAGGCGAGGGAAAUAA
Molecule: messenger RNA, 1302 nt
Organism: Zasmidium cellare ATCC 36951
Lineage: Eukaryota; Fungi; Ascomycota; Dothideomycetes; Mycosphaerellales; Mycosphaerellaceae
Exons: 3
Coding region: 1-1302 (433 amino acids)
Biological process (GO): L-tyrosine biosynthetic process
Molecular function (GO): prephenate dehydrogenase (NAD+) activity; prephenate dehydrogenase (NADP+) activity; NAD+ binding
Source: RefSeq, a predicted model, not a curated record